This is a messenger RNA of Medioppia subpectinata, 454 nucleotides long. Lineage: Eukaryota; Metazoa; Arthropoda; Arachnida; Sarcoptiformes; Oppiidae. The record is from the annotation of a GenBank genome assembly.
UGAAUGUAAAUGUAAAACACAUUCACUUUUCAGUUCUCAAUACAGUUUGCAUUGCAUUUGAUUUAGUGUUGAAUUUUCAUCAAAACAUGUAUUGAUUGCGUAAAGCAUUUGUUGCCAAACAAUCGUUGAUUCAGUUUUCAAUCAAUUAUUAUCUUUAAUAGCAAUCAAAUACCUCUCAAAUCCAUUGACCUCUCGAUUCAAUUGAAUAUAUUGUAUACAAAAGCGAUUACUCGAUCGGAUCCGGAAGAAUAUGUUUAAUGCUUUGACCCGAAGAGUGGUUCAAGACUUGAGACAAUCGCCGGCUAAGCGUUUAUAUCACGAAAAGGUCAUCGAUCACUACGAGAACCCGCGAAACGUCGGCUCUUUCGAGAAGGGCGAGGAGCGGGUGGGCACAGGUCUGGUCGGCGCCCCCGCCUGUGGCGAUGUCAUGAAAUUGCAGAUCAAAGUGGACACA